Grammomys surdaster is the source of this 601-nucleotide messenger RNA. It is a transcript of the gene Lsm5, whose product is annotated as LSM5 homolog, U6 small nuclear RNA and mRNA degradation associated. The coding region runs from base 52 to 327 and encodes 91 amino acids. The record is from RefSeq and is a predicted model, not a curated record. Gene Ontology annotation, biological process: mRNA splicing, via spliceosome. Gene Ontology annotation, cellular component: Lsm1-7-Pat1 complex; U4/U6 x U5 tri-snRNP complex; U6 snRNP. The transcript has 5 exons. NCBI's taxonomy places the organism in Eukaryota, Metazoa, Chordata, Mammalia, Rodentia, Muridae. Gene Ontology annotation, molecular function: RNA binding.
GCGCUAUUUUAAAGUCUGCGCCGGUGUCCUUAGGCUACUUCCGGCGUGGCCAUGGCGGCUAACGCGACCACGAACCCGUCCCAACUCCUGCCGCUAGAGCUUGUAGACAAGUGUAUAGGAUCAAGAAUUCACAUCGUGAUGAAGAGUGACAAAGAGAUUGUUGGUACACUUCUAGGAUUUGAUGACUUUGUCAAUAUGGUGUUGGAAGAUGUCACAGAAUUUGAAAUUACACCAGAAGGAAGAAGAAUUACAAAAUUAGAUCAAAUUCUACUAAAUGGAAAUAAUAUAACAAUGCUGGUUCCUGGAGGAGAAGGGCCUGAAGUAUGAAUGGAUUCCCUUGAUUUAUGCUAGAUUCUGGCUUUUUUUUUUUUUCCAAACCUUUAACGUUUAGAUUCUAUAAAAUGAAGUUUCCGUUAAAGGGAAACUCUUUGAAGAUAUGCAUCCAUUUUUCUAAGCUAAUCAUGGUUAUUUUGGGGGAAAAGAAGAGUUUUGUUUUGUCUUGUUUUUUUAAAGACUAAAAAAAUAAAGAUGUUUUUUGGUUAACUGUGACUUGAUUUAUUAUGUUGAAAUAGCUAGUGGAAUAAAUAUAGUUCUUUUGAUA